Hemiscyllium ocellatum (epaulette shark) is the source of this 738-nucleotide messenger RNA. Its product is annotated as E3 ubiquitin-protein ligase RNF182-like. Lineage: Eukaryota; Metazoa; Chordata; Chondrichthyes; Orectolobiformes; Hemiscylliidae. The record is from RefSeq and is a predicted model, not a curated record. The transcript has a single exon. Bases 1 to 738 code for a protein of 245 amino acids.
AUGAAUUGCCAGACUAUAGAGAAUCCUAUUGAGAAACAGUGGUUUUCUUCUGAGGAGUUGGAAUGCAAAAUCUGUUACAACCCUUACAAUCUGAAGAACAGGAGACCCAAGUUGUUGGAGUGCUUUCACAGGGUGUGUGCCAGAUGCCUGCACAAAAUUGUAGACCUUGGCGACUCCUCACAAAGUAUAAUUAGCUGUCCCUUCUGCAGGUAUGAGACCAGUGUAUUAGUCGAUGAAGUUGGUGGACUCCCAGAUGAUAAUAAUAUUCUUGCUGUCCUUGUAUGCAAGGAGAAGAAUAGGAAGUUUGCCAUGGAUAGCCCAUCGGAGCUUCUGCUGACUCCAAAAAGGUUAUCUUCCUUUGGAAGCCCCUCCCGAUCCUCAAACUGUCUGGUUAUAACCAUCAUGGAGGUUCAAAGAGAAUCCCCACAAUCUCAGAGCUCAGCAUCAGUCACGGAAUUCUAUGACUCCAAUUUUGGUUCAAUGGCCUCAAUGUCUCAGCAGUGGGCAAUUUGGAAUUGCACUCCCCUUCUUUGUCGUACAAUAGGCAGAAUUCUAGUCUGGCUAUUGGGACUGCUGUACUUUGGCUCUUUACCCCUUGGUGUAUAUCUGCUUGUGAUUCAGAAGGUCACACUAGGGAUCAUAUUUGUCAGUCUUGUUCCCUCCAGUCUUGUUAUGCUUAUGGUCUAUGGUUUCUGUCAGUGCUUAUGUCAUGAGUUUUUAGAUUGCAUAUCUUCAUGA